Solenopsis invicta (red fire ant) is the source of this 450-nucleotide messenger RNA. RefSeq names its product odorant receptor Or2-like. The transcript is spliced from 4 exons. The record is from RefSeq and is a predicted model, not a curated record. Gene Ontology annotation, cellular component: plasma membrane. Bases 1 to 450 code for a protein of 149 amino acids. Gene Ontology annotation, molecular function: odorant binding; olfactory receptor activity. Gene Ontology annotation, biological process: sensory perception of smell; detection of chemical stimulus involved in sensory perception of smell. Lineage: Eukaryota; Metazoa; Arthropoda; Insecta; Hymenoptera; Formicidae.
AUGGUUACGAAAUACUCCGAGUGGCAAAGCUGUGUUAGAGAACAUCAAGAACUCUUAAGAUUUGCCCAACAAGUGAGCUUAUCUAUUUCAUACGUAGUGUUAUCAUCGCUCGGAGCUAGUACUUAUUCGUUAGUAUUUGGAGGUGUUACUAUACUCAGUCGAUUGCCGUUAUCCGUAAAAGGAAAGUUUGGUAUCGCAUGUAUUUCAUCACUAACGAAAGUACUUUUGUGUGCAUGGCCAGCUGAUUAUUUAAUGACCAUAAGUUCUGAUGUUGGUGAAGCUGUGUAUGAUUCGUUAUGGUACAACCAUAAAGUUGAUUCACAAAAGCUUAUGUUAUUCACGUUGCUCCGCUCUCAGCGACCUGUAAUUAUAACUGUUCCCGGUCUAUUAUCAGCUUUAACAUUUCAACAUUAUUCAUCUGUAAGUGAAUAUAUUGUAAAAUUACUUUAA